Messenger RNA from Mus pahari (shrew mouse), 1186 nucleotides. RefSeq names its product EEF1A lysine methyltransferase 2 (gene Eef1akmt2). Gene Ontology annotation, cellular component: cytoplasm. The record is from RefSeq and is a predicted model, not a curated record. Lineage: Eukaryota; Metazoa; Chordata; Mammalia; Rodentia; Muridae. The coding region runs from base 21 to 653 and encodes 210 amino acids. The transcript has 6 exons. Gene Ontology annotation, biological process: peptidyl-lysine dimethylation; peptidyl-lysine monomethylation. Gene Ontology annotation, molecular function: protein-lysine N-methyltransferase activity.
CUCACUAGGCGCAGAGCGACAUGAACGCGGAUGCCGAGGGCCACAGCGGUGCUGUGGAUCCCGCGCAAUCUCCAGAGGGCAGUUCCGCGGCGGACGACUUCGUCCCGUCCGCGCUGGGGACACGAGAGCAUUGGGAUGCUGUUUAUGAGAGAGAACUGAGAACAUUCCAAGAAUAUGGGGAUACAGGAGAAAUCUGCAGUGCUGAACUGGUGAAACAUGGUUUCUCUAAUAUAACUGGGAUUGAUUAUUCUCCUUCUGCAAUUAAGCUUUCUGCAAGUAUUUUAGAGAAAGAAGGACUAUCUAACAUUAACUUGAAGGUAGAAGACUUUUUGAAUCCCUCUACAAAGCUAUCUGGAUUUCAUGUUUGUGUUGACAAAGGGACUUACGAUGCCAUAAGUCUUAAUCCUGACAAUGCAGUUGAGAAGAGGAAGCAAUAUGUGAUGUCUCUCUCCAGGGUGUUGGAAGUAAAAGGCUUUUUUCUAAUAACCUCAUGUAAUUGGACCAAGGCAGAGUUGCUAGAUGCAUUCAGCGAAGGAUUUGAACUUUUUGAAGAGCUGCCAACACCCAAGUUCAGCUUUGGAGGUAGAUCUGGAAACACUGUAACAGCUUUGGUUUUUCAAAAAAGGGAGACUUCCUUGGACAAAAUCAGUUAGCUUUCUAGAAGAAACUGCAAAGUAAACCUGAUACAGAAGAAGGAAGUGCAAAUAGUGCUUAGUAAGUACCCAGGCUUAGUGCAAAUAGUACUUAGUAAGUACCCAGGCUCCACAGAAUGAAUAGGAAUAAUGGGUUGAUGGGAAGCCACAAGCAUGGGAAUUAGUAUUUAGAUAUCAAUUAAAAUAAUUUAAAAUUUUCUUUUGUAUUUGAAAUAUAAAUAUUUUUUAUUGUGAUUUAUGACAGUUUUCUGUAGCUGUUAAUCAGUUGAGAACUUCAAAGCAGUAAAUGAAUUUAUAGAAAGAAUCUGUUUUGUUUUUUGUGCUUUGAUACAGUUGAAUAUGUCUAUUUAUGAAGACUUGAACAGUUUCAAGGCCAGAAUAGUGAAGCUUUUUUCAUGCGUUAAUAGAAUAUGAUGUAUGAUAAACAAUGCCAUUUUGGGUUUAUAGCUGGGAGAGCUCCGUGAUUGUCCGUGAUGUGUAUUAAGCAAAAUCAGAGAAAUUGAUUAAAUACAUGUUAUUUAUUUAAUUAGAGA